GAAGCGAGAUUUACUCCCCCGACCCCUUCUUGAAAUCACGCACGCCCAUCUCAGCGAUCUUAACCCUGCAAACUGCACUAGCUAACAUGGCUGCUGUUCGCAAAACGCUGUCACUUUCCAGAAAAGUAUGGAACGGACGCUUUUUAAAUCCAGCGAUUGCAUUCGGGACAGGCCACAGUCGAGAGAAGUUUACGUACACUGGACAGAUUAUCCCUCCCCCUGCCAAGUACGGGGGCCGCCACACGGUGACCCUCAUACCAGGAGAUGGGAUUGGACCAGAGCUGGUGAAUCACGUUCGGGAGUUGUUCAGGUUCAGUUGUGUCCCUGUGGACUUUGAGGUGGUUAACGUGAACUCGGGGUUGGACAGCGAGGAUGACAUCAACAACGCCAUCACCGCCAUCAGACGCAACGGAGUCGCGCUCAAGGGCAACAUAGAGACCAACCACAGCAUGCCCCCCUCCCACAAGUCCAGGAACAGCCUGCUACGUACAAGUCUGGAUCUGUAUGCCAACGUGAUGCACUGUCAGUCCCUCCCUGGAGUCCAGACCCGACACAAGAACAUUGACAUUAUCAUCAUUCGAGAGAACACAGAGGGAGAGUACAGCAGCCUGGAGCAUGAGAGUGUGUCAGGAGUGGUGGAGUGUCUGAAAAUCAUCACUCGAGUGAACUCCCUGAGGAUCGCUGAAUACGCAUUCCAGUUGGCCAGAGAGAAAGGUCGAAAAAGAGUCACUGCUGUUCACAAGGCCAACAUCAUGAAGUUGGGUGAUGGCUUGUUCCUGCAGUGCUGUAAGGAGGUAGCGUCCGGGUACCCCGACAUCACAUUCGACAGCAUGAUCGUGGACAACACCACCAUGCAGCUGGUGUCCAAGCCCCAGCAGUUCGAUGUGAUGUUGAUGCCCAACCUGUAUGGCAACGUGGUGAGCAACGUGUGCGCCGGGCUGGUGGGCGGGCCCGGGCUUGUUCCAGGGGCCAACUACGGCCGGGCCUAUGCCGUCUUUGAAACGGCAACAAGGAACACUGGGAAGAGCAUCGCCGAGAGGAACAUUGCCAACCCCACGGCCAUGAUUCUGGCUGGCUGCCUGAUGCUGGACCACCUAAAACUGCAUGCUUAUGCGACCAUGAUCAGAAGCGCUGUCCUCACCACCAUGAAUGAGACUCGGCUGCACACGGCAGACAUUGGGGGUCAGGGCACAACCUCUGAGGUGGUCCAGACCAUCAUGAAGAUAAUUGAACGUGGUGGCCCCCUCACCUCUGAACACCACUGAACACGGUGCACAGGACGGAAGCCAGGCCGUGGUGUUCUCUGGAGGACCUCUCCACAGUUCCGCGCGCUUGUGCCUGCGCACACGCCUCUCUGUGCUAAGCAGAGCUUCUCCUUCACACCGCCUCGCCUGCCCACCAGUCCCUGAACAGCAGGGGGCGACACGUCUGCGCAGACCUGCACACGUCACCUCGCUCCUCAACACGUCACUGUCCUGUUUCACUAACCUCGAGAUGCUAGAGCGAGUUCUCCUGAGCCCCAUGGGUGGGGUUACCUGACCUGUCCUUCACUGACUCGCGAACCAAUCAAAAGACCAUUCUUGGCAAUCAAUUUCUGUGAUUGGUUCAAAUCAGUGAAUCACUGUCAGACCAUGAUGGCGCCACCCAUUUGAGGGGGAGAGGAGUCCUCACUCUACCAUCCUUAUUUAAAAAAACGACUAUACUGUACAACUGCUUGGGUUUCAAAGUAAUCAAGUGCAUUCCCGGAUCUACUUUUAAAAUGUGCUGUCAUUGAAACUGCUGCUCUCACCUUUGCUACAAAAGAGAACAAAACUUGCAGUGCAAUCGCACUUCUUUGUAUGUCUUAAAUGUACCAAAAUGGUCUAUUUAUUGGAGUAGACAAAUAAAUACUGUACUCUUAAUGUCAAAUUCAUAUCGAACAGUUACAGCCGUGUGAACUUUCCGUAUUUUCUGGCCUUUGUCUCACAUUUACCAGAAAUGCAGCAUAUGCGUGUGUUCGUUGUUCUACAGUGUGCGUGUUAUAUGUGCUUUGCAGAAAUGGCUUUAAUAUACUGUACUGACAGCAGAAGCGGGUCAUGUUUUUCUAGCCCAGCUUCCGUGCGUUCUGGUUCUGGGGUUUUGUUCCGGAGGGUUCUUCGGCCGUUAUAAAACAUCCGAUUAAAGUUACUGGUUAAUGA
Anguilla rostrata (American eel) is the source of this 2177-nucleotide messenger RNA. RefSeq names its product isocitrate dehydrogenase (NAD(+)) 3 non-catalytic subunit gamma (gene idh3g). Gene Ontology annotation, cellular component: mitochondrion. Lineage: Eukaryota; Metazoa; Chordata; Actinopteri; Anguilliformes; Anguillidae. The transcript is spliced from 14 exons. Gene Ontology annotation, biological process: isocitrate metabolic process; tricarboxylic acid cycle. Bases 87 to 1265 code for a protein of 392 amino acids. The record is from RefSeq and is a predicted model, not a curated record. Gene Ontology annotation, molecular function: NAD binding; magnesium ion binding; oxidoreductase activity, acting on the CH-OH group of donors, NAD or NADP as acceptor.